CAUCGGCUGCUGAGAGACGCGCAGGCCGACGGAUGGGAGCGCUCCGACUUUCCCAUCAUCUGCGAGUCUUGCCUCGGCGACAAUCCUUACGUUCGGAUGACAAGGGCAGAUUAUGACAAGGAGUGUAAGAUCUGUACACGGCCAUUUACAGUUUUCAGAUGGAGGCCAGGUCGUGAUGCAAGAUACAAAAAGACAGAGGUCUGCCAGACAUGCUGUAAACUGAAAAAUGUGUGCCAGGUCUGCCUCUUGGAUCUUGAGUAUGGGUUGCCUGUUCAGGUUCGGGACACUGCCUUGGCUAUCAAUUCCAAUGACGCUAUCCCGAAGAGCGAUGUGAAUAGGGAGUACUUUGCAGAAGAGCAUGACCGCAGGGCUAGAGCUGGCAUAGAUUAUGAGUCUUCGUAUGGAAAGGUGCGUCCAAAUGACACCAUUUUAAAGCUUCAAAGGACGACACCUUAUUACAAAAGAAAUCGGGCACAUGUCUGUAGCUUUUAUGCACGUGGUGAAUGCACACGUGGUGCUGAAUGUCCAUAUCGGCAUGAGAUGCCUGUAACUGGUGAAUUAUCUCAGCAGAACAUAAAAGAUCGGUACUAUGGAGUGAAUGACCCAGUUGCUCUGAAGCUCUUAAGCAAGGCAGGUGAGAUGCCAUCUCUUACCGCCCCAGAAGAUGAGAGUAUAAAGACCCUAUAUGUCGGGGGCCUUGAUGCUCGAAUCACCGAGCAGGAUCUGAGGGAUCACUUCUAUGCUCAUGGUGAGAUUGAGUCAAUCAGGAUGGUGCUCCAACGAGCAUGUGCCUUCGUGACAUACACAACAAGAGAAGGAGCUGAAAAGGCUGCAGAGGAGCUCGCUAACAAGCUGGUCAUUAAAGGAUUGCGUCUGAAGCUGAUGUGGGGAAAGCCACAGGCAUCCAAACCAGAGGGAGAGGUGCCGGAUGAUGAGGCUGCAAGGCAGGGGCUCAUGGCACAUGGAGGGAUGCUUCCAAGGGCUGUUAUAUCCCAGCAGCAAAGUAACCAGCAGCCUCAACCACCAGGCACACAGGACCAGCAGCAGCCACCACUGCACUACUUCAACAUUCCAGCACCACCCCCGGUGGAGCGAACCUUUUACCCCUCAAUGGAUCCCCAGAGAAUGGGUGCUCUGGUCCCGUCUCAGGAAGCAAGUGAUAGCAAGGGGGGAUCAGAGAAGCAGCCACAGCAGCAGGGACUGCUGCGAGCUCCGAAUAGCUCAGGGCAAGCAUACCCUGUCUUGCCGCCACAUCUUCAGAGCCAGUACCCACAAUAUUAUCCACCAUAUGGGUACAUGGCCCCACCACGGCCACCUUAUCAACAACAGUAUCCUCCUUACCAGUCAAUGAUGGCUCCACCCCCACCUCCACCUGCACCACCUGCAAUGCAACAGUAUCCUCCAGGUGCAUCUGGGUCAUCUUCUCAGGGCUGAGAUCCUUUUUUGGCUGUGUUUCUUCUUUUCCUUGAACUCGUGCUCUUUGCUAUCCAUAGAUUCAGGCUUUCUGCAAUAUUGAAUUAUAUAUGGAUGACAAAAUCUAAGUUCUGGCUGUUUCUCUAUGAGAUCAUCAUAUUUGGGAGGAUUA
This is a messenger RNA of Elaeis guineensis (African oil palm), 1585 nucleotides long. RefSeq names its product zinc finger CCCH domain-containing protein 40. Gene Ontology annotation, molecular function: U6 snRNA binding; metal ion binding; pre-mRNA binding. Gene Ontology annotation, cellular component: U2-type catalytic step 1 spliceosome; U2-type catalytic step 2 spliceosome; Prp19 complex. The record is from RefSeq and is a predicted model, not a curated record. NCBI's taxonomy places the organism in Eukaryota, Viridiplantae, Streptophyta, Magnoliopsida, Arecales, Arecaceae.